AUGGAUAUGUCGUGUGAGGAAGGAAAAUUCGACGCUAAACAGCGUGCGAAAGGCUUGAAUUCGGACGAGCGUGUUAACAAAAUUUGGAAGCUACUCGGGAUCGAAGAAUUACAAAUCCAGGUUUUACCUUGGGUCGAGCAACUGCAGAGUGAAAGUGAAUAUGGCGACAUAAUAUGUAAACUAAAAAGGGGCGAACAGGUGAGUCCGUAUUGGAUAGAAAAUGACAAACUUUGGAUGACAAAUGCCGAAGGCAGAGUUCAGGCAGUGGUGCCCCAAUCAUGUAGACGCAAGUUAUUUCAGGAAGCACAUAGUGUGGUGUAUUUGCGGGACACCUAA
Gongylonema pulchrum is the source of this 336-nucleotide messenger RNA. The record is from the annotation of a GenBank genome assembly. Lineage: Eukaryota; Metazoa; Nematoda; Chromadorea; Rhabditida; Gongylonematidae.